This is a messenger RNA of Gekko japonicus, 8463 nucleotides long. It is a transcript of the gene FLNC, whose product is annotated as filamin C. The record is from RefSeq and is a predicted model, not a curated record. Bases 1 to 7542 code for a protein of 2513 amino acids. The transcript is spliced from 45 exons. NCBI's taxonomy places the organism in Eukaryota, Metazoa, Chordata, Lepidosauria, Squamata, Gekkonidae. Gene Ontology annotation, biological process: actin cytoskeleton organization. Gene Ontology annotation, molecular function: actin filament binding.
AUGACCUUGGAGGUCCCUUCCGGCUCUACAUCCCUGCGUUUCUCUUGCCUCUCCGCAGACAGCAAGGCCAUCGUCGAUGGGAACCUGAAGCUCAUCCUGGGCUUGAUCUGGACCCUGAUCCUGCACUACUCCAUCUCGAUGCCCAUGUGGGAGGACGAAGACGAGGAGGACGCCAAGAAGCAGACGCCCAAACAGCGGCUCCUGGGCUGGAUCCAGAACAAGGUCCCUCAGCUGCCCAUCACCAACUUCAACCGGGACUGGCAAGAUGGCAAGGCCUUGGGUGCCUUGGUGGACAACUGUGCUCCAGGCCUGUGCCCGGACUGGGAGACCUGGGACCCCAACCAGCCGGUGGAGAAUGCCCGGGAAGCGAUGCAGCAAGCCGACGAUUGGCUGGGGGUGCCUCAGGUGAUCGCCCCCGAAGAGAUCGUCGACCCCAAUGUGGAUGAGCACUCCGUCAUGACCUACCUGUCCCAGUUCCCCAAAGCCAAGCUGAAGCCCGGAGCCCCGCUGCGCUCAAAGCUGCUGAACCCCUGUGCCCAGCUAACCCUCGGGACCCUUCCCACAGGCAUCGAGCCGCACGGCAACACAGUGCUGAAGCCAGCCCAUUUCACAGUGGAAACCAUCGAGGCCGGCUUGGGCGAAGUGCUGGUCUACAUCGAAGACCCGGAGGGACACACCGAAGAGGCCAAAGUGGUGGCGAACAAUGACAAGAAUCGGACGUAUUCUGUCUCCUACAUCCCGAAGGUGGCCGGCCUCCAUAAGGUCACCGUGCUCUUUGCUGGGCAGAAUAUCGACAAGAGCCCCUUCGAGGUCAACGUGGGCAUGGCGCUGGGUGAUGCCAACAAGGUGACGGCCCGAGGCCCAGGACUGGAACCUGUGGGCAACGUAGCCAACAAGCCCACCUAUUUUGACAUCUACACGGCAGGUGCGGGGACUGGCGAUGUGGGUGUGGUCAUCGUGGACCCCCAGGGUCGCCGCGACACUGUGGAGGUGGUCUUGGAGGACAAAGGGGACAGCAUCUUCCGGUGCACCUACCGGCCUGUCCUGGAGGGUCCCCACACCAUCUAUGUCACCUUCGCUGGAGCUCAGAUCCCGAAAAGCCCUUUUACAGUCAACGUGGCGGAAGCUUGCAACCCAAAUGCCUGCCGGGCCAUGGGGCGGGGUCUGCAGCCGAAGGGGGUGCGGGUGAAGGAAGUGGCCGAUUUCAAGGUCUACACGAAAGGAGCUGGCACCGGGGAGCUGAAAGUCACGGUCAAGGGGCCAAAAGGCACCGAGGAGCCAGUGAAGGUUCGGGAUGUUGGCGAUGGGGUGUACGAGUGUGACUAUUACCCCGUCGUGGCCGGGAAGUACGUGGUGUCCAUCACAUGGGGGGGCUACGCUAUCCCGAGGAGCCCCUUCGAGGUGCAAGUGGGGCCGGAGGCUGGCCUCCAGAAGGUCAGGGCCUGGGGACCCGGCUUGGAGACCGGUAUGGUGGGAAAGUCCGCGGACUUUAUCGUGGAGGCGAUCGGCACGGAAGUGGGCACACUGGGUUUCUCCAUCGAGGGCCCCUCCCAGGCCAAGAUCGAGUGCGACGAUAAGGGCGACGGCUCUUGCGACGUCCGCUACUGGCCCACGGAGCCGGGCGAGUACGCCGUCCACGUCAUCUGCGACGACGAGGACAUCAAGGACAGCCCCUUCAUCGCCCACAUCCUGCCCGCCACCAACGAGUACUUCCCCGAGAAGGUGAAAGCGUUUGGCCCCGGCCUGGAGCCCGUCGGCUGCAUAGUGAACAAGCCCGCGGAGUUCACCAUCGACGCCAGAGGGGCGGGGAAAGCCGAGCUCAAGAUCUACGCCCAGGAUGCAGAAGGCGUUCCCAUUAACAUCAAGGUCAAAGACAACGGUGACCACACCUUCUCUUGCGUCUACGUCCCCACCAAGCCCAUCAAACACACCAUCAUCAUCAGCUGGGGGGGCGUCAACAUCCCCAAGAGCCCUUUCCGGGUGAGUGUUGGCGAAGGAAGCCAUCCCGACAAAGUCAAGGUGUACGGCCCCGGAGUUGAGAAGACGGGGCUGAAAGCCAGCGAGCCGACCUAUUUCACGGUCGACUGCAGCGAGGCCGGGCAAGGAGACGUGAGCAUUGGCAUCAAGUGCGCGCCAGGCGUGGUGGGGCCGCUGGAGGCAGACAUCGAUUUUGACAUCAUCAAAAACGACAACGACACCUUCACCGUCAAGUACACCCCGCCGGGCCCAGGGCGCUACACCAUCAUGGUGCUCUUUGCUAACCAGGAAAUCCCCAUCAGCCCUUUCCACAUCAAGGUGGACCCCUCCCACGACGCCAGCAAGGUGAAAGCCGAAGGGCCCGGACUCAGCCGGACAGGUGUGGAAGUCGGGAAGCCCACCCACUUCACGGUCUUUACAAAAGGGGCCGGCAAAGCCAAGCUGGACGUGCACUUCGCGGGGGCCACCAAGGGCGAAGUCGUGCGAGACUUCGAGAUCAUCGACAACCACGAUUAUUCCUACACCGUCAAGUACACAGCCGUGCAGCAGGGCAACAUGGCGGUGACCGUCACUUACGGCGGAGACCCCAUCCCGAAGAGCCCCUUCCCGGUGACCGUGGCUCCGCCCCUCGAUCUCAGCAAGGUCAAAGUGCAAGGAUUGAACAGCAAGGUGGACGUGGGCCGUGACCAGGAGUUUGCCGUCAACACGAAGGGGGCUGGUGGGCAAGGCCAGGUGGACGUGAAGAUCAGCUCCCCCUCCCGGCGUCCGAUCCCCUGCAAAGUGGAGACGGGCACCACCAAUGACAUCCACUCCGUCAAGUACAUGCCACCCGAAGAGGGGCCUUACAAGGUGGACAUCACCUACGAUGGGCACCCCGUGCCAGGCAGCCCAUUCUCAGUUGAGGCUGUCAUGCCCCCAGACCCAUCCAAGGUGUGUGCCUACGGGCCAGGGCUGAAGGGUGGCUUUGUCGGCAAGCCCGCCCCUUUCACCAUCGACACCAAAGGGGCCGGCACCGGCGGGCUGGGCCUGACCGUGGAGGGCCCCUGCGAAGCCAAGAUCGAGUGCCAAGACAACGGUGACGGCUCGUGCUCCGUUUCGUACCUCCCCACGGAGCCCGGCGAAUAUGCCAUCAACAUCCUCUUUGCCGACGCCCACAUCCCCGGAUCGCCCUUCAAAGCCGACAUCAAGCCCGUCUUCGACCCCUCCAAGGUCACGGCCAGCGGGCCCGGCUUGGAGCACGGCAAGGUGGGCGAGACGGCCACCUUCAUGGUCGACUGCUCGAAAGCGGGCGACGCCGAGCUGACCAUUGAGAUCAUCUCCGACUCGGGGGUCAAGGCGGAGGUACUGAUCCAGAACAACAGCGACGGGACCUACAGCAUCACCUACACCCCCUCCUUCCCGGGCACCUAUACCAUCACCAUUAAAUAUGGCGGGCAUGCUGUGCCCAAGUUCCCUGCCCGCGUCAAUGUUGACCCCGCCGUGGACACCAGCAACGUCAAGGUCUUCGGACCAGGGGUGGAACCCCGAGGUGUCUUACGAGAAGUCACCACCGAGUUCACCGUGGACGCCCGUUCGCUCACCAAGACCGGUGGCAGCCACGUCAAGGUGCGCGUCAUCAACCCCUCAGGCGCCAAGACGGACACCUAUAUCACGGACAACGGAGAUGGCACCUACCGUGUCCAAUACACCCCCUACGAGGAUGGUAAGACCCCGGGUGCUGGAACGGGCGGUCUCGGCUUGGCCAUCGAGGGCCCGUCGGAGGCCAAGAUGUCUUGCAAGGACAACAAAGAUGGGAGCUGCAGCGUGGAGUACAUCCCGUUCACACCGGGCGACUACGAUGUCAACAUCACCUUUGGGGGGCGCCCCAUCCCUGAGUGCCCGCACCCAGGGCCUGUGAUUUGUUCAGCUGUGCCUGUCUGUCUUGCGUCAAGCUCACCCCAGGCCACUGUGUUGGGGGCUGAACACAAAUACGUGCCCUGGCGGACGUCCGGCCUCCCGUUCAAGAUCAAGGUCCUCCCGGCCCACGACGCCAGCAAAGUGCGAGCCAGCGGUCCGGGCCUCAAUGCCUCCGGCAUUACUGCCAGCCUUCCUGUGGAGUUCACCAUCGAUGCCCGGGAUGCGGGUGAGGGUCUCCUCACGGUACAGAUCCUGGACCCCGAGGGUAAGCCGAAAAAGGCCAACAUUCGGGACAACGGAGAUGGGACCUACACAGUCUCUUACUUGCCGGACAUGACUGGACGCUAUACCAUCACCAUCAAAUACGGCGGUGACGAGAUCCCCUAUUCGCCCUUCCGUAUCCACGCCCUCCCUGCCGGGGAUGCCAGCAAGUGCCUGGUCACAGUGUCCAUAGGAGGCCACGGAUUGGGGACCUGCCUGGGCCCCACCAUCCAGAUUGGGGAGGAGACGGUGAUCACCGUGGACGCCAAGGCGGCGGGGAAAGGGAAGGUGACCUGCAAGGUGUCCACGCCGGACGGGGCGGAGCUCGACGUCGACGUGGUGGAGAACCACGACGGCACCUUCGACAUCUACUACACGGCCCCCGAGCCCGGCAAAUACGUCAUCACCAUCCGCUUCGGGGGCGAGCAGAUCCCCAACAGCCCCUUCCACGUGGUGGCCUGUGACGCCGCCCCCCACGUCGAGGAGCCCUGCAACAGCGUCCAACUCCAGCAGCCUUUCCCGGCUCACCAUGCCGGUGCUGGCUACCCCACACACUGGGCCACGGACGAGCCCGUCGCCCCUCCGGAGAGCGUGGAUUCCAUGCUGCGGCCCUUCAACCUGGUCAUCCCCUUCACCGUGCAGAAGGGGGAGAUCACAGGUGAAGUACGAAUGCCCUCAGGCAAGACUGCGCGUCCCCACAUCACCGAUAACAAGGAUGGCACCGUGACGGUGAAAUAUGCCCCCGUGGAGAAGGGCCUGCAUGAGAUGGACAUCAAGUAUGAUGGCAACCACAUCCCAGGGAGUCCACUUUUGAAAUACCAUCUCCUGGCAGUGUGGUAUUUUGUUCUUCCUUCCCCUUUGUAUCCUUUUAUUGUUGAGGUGUGUGAAAUCUCAAGAGGCCUGUCCCUCGCCGUGGAGGGCCCCUCCAAGGCCGAGAUCACCUGCAAAGACAACAAAGACGGAACCUGCACUGUCUCCUACCUGCCCACGGCACCCGGCGACUACAACAUCAUCGUCCGCUUUGACGACAAGCAUAUCCCCGGCAGCCCUUUCACGGCCAAGAUCACAGGAGACGAUUCCAUGCGGACCUCCCAGCUGAACGUGGGCACCUCCACCGACGUGUCGCUGAAGAUCACGGAGAGUGACCUGAGCUUGCUGACGGCCAGCAUCCGGGCGCCGUCCGGGAACGAGGAGCCGUGUCUGCUCAAGCGCCUGCCCAACCGGCAUAUCGGGAUCUCGUUCACCCCCAAGGAGGUGGGUGAGCACAUCGUGAGCGUGAAGAAGAGCAGCAAACACGUCACCAACAGCCCCUUCAAGAUCAUGGUGGGCCAGUCGGAGAUCGGAGACGCCAGCAAGGUGAAAGUGUCGGGCAAGGGACUGGUGGAAGGCCGCACCUUCGAGGUGUCCGAAUUCAUCGUCGAUACGCGCACUGCUGGUUACGGCGGUCUGGGCCUCUCCAUCGAAGGACCCAGCAAGGUGGACAUAAACUGCGAGGACAUGGAAGACGGGACCUGCAAAGUCACCUACUGCCCCACCGAGCCCGGGAACUACAUCAUCAACAUCAAGUUUGCCGACAAACACGUGCCAGGGAGUCCUUUCACUGUGAAGAUGACGGGCGAGGGGCGCAUGAAGGAGAGCAUCACCCGCCGGCGCCAGGCCCCCUCCAUCGCCACCAUCGGCAGCACCUGCGACCUCAACCUCAAGAUUCCAGGGAACUGGUUCCAGAUGGUGUCGGCUCAAGAGCGGCUGACGCGCACCUUCACGCGCAGCAGCCACACCUACACGCGCACCGAGCGGACGGAGAUCAGCAAGACGCGCGGCGGCGAGACCAAGCGCGAGGUACGGGUGGAGGAGUCCACGCAAGUGGGCGGGGACCCCUUCCACAACGUCUUCGGCGACUUCCUCGGCCGCGAGAGCCUCGGCUCCUUUGGCAGCACCAUCGCCCGGACCCAGGAGGGUGAGGCGGGCUUACAGGCCAUGACCGCCCAGGUGACCAGCCCCUCGGGAAAGAUGGCAGAGGCAGAAAUCAUCGAGGGAGAGGACAGCGCCUACUCCGUCCGCUUCGUGCCCCAAGAAAUGGGCCCCCAUACCGUGGCCGUCAAGUACCGUGGCCAGCACGUGCCGGGCAGUCCCUUCCAAUUCACAGUGGGGCCGCUGGGAGAAGGGGGCGCCCACAAGGUGCGGGCGGGAGGCACCGGCUUGGAGAGGGGCGUCGCUGGAGUGCCAGCCGAGUUCAGCAUCUGGACCCGGGAGGCGGGCGCUGGCGGCCUGUCCAUCGCGGUCGAGGGCCCCAGCAAGGCGGAGAUCGCCUUUGAGGACAGGAAAGACGGCUCCUGCGGCGUCUCCUACAUUGUCCAAGAAGCAGGUGACUACGAGGUAUCUAUCAAAUUCAACGAUGAGCACAUCCCCGACAGUCCCUUUGUGGUCCCGGUGGCUUCACUCUCGGACGACGCUCACCGCCUGACCGUCACAAGCCUCCAGGAGACCGGCUUGAAGGUGAACCAGCCGGCUUCCUUUGCCGUGCAGCUGAACGGGGCACGUGGCGUGAUCGACGCGAAGGUGCACACGCCGUCAGGGCUGGUGGAGGAGUGCUACGUCUCGGAGCUGGACAGUGACAAGUACGCCAUCCGCUUCAUCCCCCAUGAGAACGGCGUCCACUCCAUCGACGUCAGGUUCAACGGCAGACACAUCCCAGGCAGCCCGUUCAAGAUCCGUGUCGGGGAGCAGAGCCAGGCAGGCGACCCGGGUCUCGUCACGGCCUACGGCCCAGGGCUGGAGGGCGGAACCACAGGCGUCUCCUCGGAGUUCUUCGUCAAGACGCGGAACGCCGGAUCAGGCGCCCUCUCGGUCACCAUCGACGGGCCCUCCAAGGUGCAGAUGGACUGCCAGGAGUGCCCCGAGGGCCACAAGGUCACCUACAUGCCCAUGGCCCCAGGCAACUACCUCAUCUCCAUUAAGUAUGGGGGGCCCCAGCACGUCGUGGGCAGCCCCUUCAAGGCCAAGGUCACAGGUCCUCGCCUGUCCGGCGGGCACAGCCUCCACGAGACAUCAACUGUGCUAGUGGAGACGGUCACCAAGGCCUCGUCUUCCGUGGGCAGCAGCUACAGCGCCCUGCCCAAGUUCUCCUCGGACGCCAGCAAGGUGGUGGCCAGAGGGCCCGGACUCACCAAGGCCUUUGUGGGCCAGAAAAACACCUUCACGGUGGACUGUAGCAAAGCAGGCACCAACAUGCUAAUGGUGGGCGUCCACGGUCCCAAGACUCCCUGCGAGGAGGUUUACGUGAAGCACAUGGGCAACCGCGUCUACAACGUCACCUACACCGUCAAGGAGAAAGGCGACUACAUCCUCAUAGUCAAGUGGGGGGACGAGAGCGUCCCCGGGAGCCCCUACCAAGUCAACGUGCCCUAGGGGGGGUGUCUGCGGAGGUCAUCCCCCUUCGGCCCCGCCCUGCACCUCCGUACCUAGGACCGAUAUUGACGGACUGCCUGUGUUGCCCCAGGGCGGGGCGAGUGUGAAAAAGAACCUUGGGACAACGGGGUUGGGGGUGGGGUUUUUUUUUGCCUGUUUGGACUUUGCCUUUUAAUGAUGUCUCCCGGCUAAGGGAUUGGGAGGGGGGAGGGGAGGCGGACGGGUACCUUUGUGGCCAGUUGGGGCUGGGGUCACAGUGAGGCCCAGGUAGAGAGAACGGAACGGGGCUGAAACCAGAUCUCGGGAGGAAGUGAUGACGUGGGACAGGAAGUGGUGGACAGGAAGUGUGCCACGUGGCGCCCUCUAGCGGCGGAACUGAGGAUGACGCGGGGAGCCCUGGGCGGUUCGUCGGCCCAGGAUGCUUUCGUUCUGACGGGAGUCCAGCUGCAACGCCACCCCCAGUGAACGGGGGCCGAGGCAGGGUGCAACUGAGCACAGUUUGGCGCGGUCUCGUCCCUCCAGCGGCGCUGAUUCCUCAGUCUUACCGCAUCGGGUUGGCUUUGAGGAAGGAUAAUUCCACUGAAGGAGAGAAGGAUUUGGAGCAGGGAGAGACGAGGACGGAGAGGAGCGCAGAGUCCGGAGACUUCUGCAGGGACCAGGUGUAUCGGUGAUGUGAGGGGUCUUCCGUACCCCGUGAACUUGUAGGACCCCGACAACUGUACGGGGGGCGAGGAGCAAGCAAAACGCCGCCGUCGAGUGAAUUGUUCCCAGGAAGCAACGGCUGAGCGUGCGAACUCAAAGGGCCAGAUCGCCCGAGAAGGCCUCCAACCCACGUCCCACAGAAAGCCCCACAGGAGCUGGGCCAAGAGUUACAUUUGACGAAUGCGACGUGGGGCCGAUACGUGGCUUCUCCCCCCCCCC